This is a messenger RNA of Cydia splendana, 1692 nucleotides long. RefSeq lists its product as uncharacterized. The transcript is spliced from 4 exons. The coding region runs from base 181 to 1692 and encodes 503 amino acids. Lineage: Eukaryota; Metazoa; Arthropoda; Insecta; Lepidoptera; Tortricidae. The record is from RefSeq and is a predicted model, not a curated record.
GUAUCCAUUAGAGGCAGCCUCGGGUCGAGUGGCUGCGUCGCCCCGAGGCCGCGCAAGUGGAGACGCUUGCUCAACCUGAGGCUCGCCGCGACACGAGGCAAAUUCGUCGCCGCGAGCCGAGCCAUAUUUUGUCGGUUUUUUUACUGUGCUCAAAGGGGCCUCAGUCUGAGCCGUGCUUUGAUGGAGACGGUCGUGUCGCCUCGGAUCGCAAUGGACAACGAAACUGCUAUUCAAUUGAUAAAAUUAUACGAGCGGCACCGUGUUCUCUGGGAUCCGUUACAUAAAAAAUAUUACGACAGAAAUGUGAAACAGGAUGCGUGGAACGUUAUUAGUGCCAAAUUGGGGAUUGCAGUGGAAGAUUUAAAAAAGAAGAUUACCUGUCUCACGGGGUCGUACCGACGAGAAAAGUCACGACAUAAGAACAGCUUGACCACGGGAUCAGACAAAUUUACUCCACGUCCUACAUUAGAGACUACGUUGGCUCUGCUUAGGAUACCGUGGACGGCCAAGCGCACAAAUGCGUCUAUUCUUUCCCAACUGGACAUCAAAACACGAUUGUCCACCAUCUGCCGACAUCGGUUGCUGGCAUACUUUGGCCAUGUAAUGCGAAGAGGAGCUGAGAGUCUCGAGAAACUGGUCGUGAUUGGUGGAGUGGAAGGCAAGAGAGGUCGCGGUCGCUCGCCAACCAGGUGGACUGACCAAGAAUUAUCAACGGCGAGGGAGUCGGCGGCGACAGAAACUAAUGAAAAUAAUGUAACUAAUGAAAAUAAUGAAACUAAUGAACAUAAUGAAACUAAUGAAAAUAAUGAAACUAAUGAAAAUAAUGAAACUAAUAAAAAUAAUGAAACUAAUGAAAAUAAUAAAACGAAUGACUCUAAUGCAACAUCAACAAGUCAACUAUCUGCAAAUACUGAUCUGCCUACUGCCAGCUCUGCCAAUCGCAAAAGGAAGGCCACUAAAAAGAAGGCAGAAGCCUCAUCCGUUUUAGACACUACCAACGACGACAUAUUACUACAGAAUUCUUUGGAUGUACUUAAUACCACCGAUGAUACGUAUGAUGUCGUCGGAAAAUUAGUAGCAUCUGAAUUAAGAAAAUAUGACCCCCGCACUUUAACAUGCGUAAAGAAAUAUAUAAUGGACAUAAUUUUCGACGCAGACAUGGGAAGAUUUCAGAGCAAUUAUGGAUAUUUUACGCAGCAAUCUCAAAAUGAGUCAUCUUCUGCAUCCAACUACGCAUCUUCAACAUAUAUUCACACGCCCAGCCCGCAAACACCCAUACCAAGCCCGCAAGCACCCACGCCCAGCCCGCAAGCACCCAUACCAAGCCCGCAAGCACCCAUGCCAAGCCCGCAAGCACCCACGCCCAGCCCGCAAGCACCUAUACCAAGCCCGCAAGCACCCAUGCCAAGCCCGCAAGCACCCACGCCCAGCCCGCAAGCACCCAUACCAAGCCCGCAAGCACCCACGCCCAGCCCGCAAGCACCCAUGCCAAGCCCGCAAGCACCCACGCCCAGCCCGCAAGCACCCAUGCCAAGCCCGCAAGCACCCACGCCCAGCCCGCAAGCACCCAUGCCAAGCCCGCAAGCACCCACGCCCAGCCCGCAAGCACCUAUACCAAGCCCGCAAGCCCCAACACGAAACCAGUUUGCGGCACCGGCACUAGAUUUAAUCUUUAACAAUGAUUUUCCUUAA